Rhagoletis zephyria (snowberry fruit fly) is the source of this 360-nucleotide messenger RNA. RefSeq lists its product as uncharacterized. The record is from RefSeq and is a predicted model, not a curated record. Lineage: Eukaryota; Metazoa; Arthropoda; Insecta; Diptera; Tephritidae.
CGGUCAGUUUUGGAAGUGCUCAUCACAACUAAAACAAUGCAUUCCAUCGCGUUUCGCUUAGUGGCAGAGGAAGAGGAAGGACGGUUGAUGGCGCAGAGGGUCGAACGACGAAAAUUGCGUGAUACCAUAAAUCCCUUCGAGUUGCCGCAAUCUUUAUUUGAAAAGUAUUACCGCCUUAACAAGCCGGGAUUCCAAUAUUUGUUGGACGUAUUGACAGCAAAUACGGAGGCACCAAAGAAGGCUUUUGCGAUAUCUCCCAUCGCAAAACUGAGCGCGUGUUUAAGAUUUUUGGCUGAAGGUGGGUACCAGACGGGUGUGGGUAAAGACUGCGACGUCUCAAACAAAGAAAGUUGUAUGUGA